AUGUUGUCACACAUGACGCUCAGACAGUUCAUGCUUCGGGCAGAAGUUCUUAGACUCUAUCGGGAAAUGCUUCGGCUGACCUACAGAGUAGCAGAUGUGGACCAGAGGAAGCAUCUUCAGCAGUGGAUCAGGAAAGACUUUGAACUGAACAAGCAUCAUACAGAUGAGGAAGUGAUCCGUAUGAUGCUUAGCAAGGGAAAGCUAUCUUUGCGUGAACUUGAGCAGACUGUCAUGAUGGUGCAGUGA
This is a messenger RNA of Candidula unifasciata, 246 nucleotides long. Lineage: Eukaryota; Metazoa; Mollusca; Gastropoda; Stylommatophora; Geomitridae. The record is from the annotation of a GenBank genome assembly.